AUGUAUCAAUAUAAUAAAAGAUCAACGUCAUUUCAUACAGAACCAUCCAUACGAUUCCAUUCUGAUGCUUCAUCUGACACCCCGCCUGCUUCUCAUCAUACAAUAUCGAUUAGUGCUAAUGAUAUAAUAAAUUCAGGGCUUUCAUUAUCAGGAACUGCGUUGGAUAAACAUUCAAUUAGACCUGCCUCUGCUAAUGCUAAUAUUAGUUAUCCCAGUAAUCAUACCACAGUUACUGGUCACCCAAUAUCGAAUAGACAUAAUAGUAUGUUUAAAUUAAAACAAAAGAACUAUUCUACUAAUGAUAUUAGAGAUCACAAUGUUAACAAUAAUAGCAAUAGACAUAUUUAUUUUAGCCCUUCAAACUCAAAUCAACAAUUAAAUUUAUCAAAUCAUUAUAAAAGUAAUAACACUAGUAAUCGUAGUAUAUCUAAUAGUAGCCAAACUUCUUUUCUCCCAGGAGGAACAUCGAAUAUUAACAUGUCAUCUUCUACUUCCAAUUCCAAUUCAAAUACUUUUUUCAAAAAUAAUAAGGCAAGUUUGUCAGUAUUAGAUUUUAAUCCAAAAUUUGUUCCUGAAAAUGAAGAAUUAAUUAAUACCAUGUUUAAUGAUUUAUUACAAGAUAGAAAUAUUCAUUGGGGUACAGCUAUUUCAAAUUUGAAGAAUAUUUCCAAGAGAAGAAAAUGGGGGUUGGUCUGUAAAUGGCAUAAUACUUCAAUCAAAUUUGGUGAUAAUAAUAAUGCAAGCACUUACAGUAAUAAUGAUGACACUCUCCAUUCUUUAAAUAACUUUAAUGAUUCAAAGACAUCUUUAAACUCAAAUUCUUCCGUAAAAUUGAAUUUAUUAACAGAAAAUGAUAAUUCUUUAUUAAAAGAUUUCGAAGUUUUUUUAAUGAAAAAAAAAUUUUUACAGAAUUUACAUAAAUUAGAAAAAAAUUUAAGAUAUAAGUCUUUUUCAUUCAGUUUCAUUAAUUCAAAUUGUUUCACCCUUUUAAUUAAUCUUAUAAAUUCAAUAAAUUCACAAAGAGAAUUAUUUGUGUAUUUAAAUUGUUUUUUAACUUUAUCAAAUAACAAUGCUUUCAAUUCAUUAAUAGUACAUAAUGAAUUUUUCAUUGACUAUUUAAUCAAUUCAAUUUUAUUGAAUAAUAAAACAGAUUUGAAAAAUUUCUUCGCAUCAAUCAAAUUAUUAUUAUAUUUCAGUUACAUCGAUUCACAUUUUGGUGCUGAAAAGAUUUGGAGUCUUUUGAAUUCAAAUUUAAUGGCAUUAAUUGAUCAUUUAAUUAAUUUAAUUAUUAAACCAAAUAAACAAAAAAAAUCACAAGAUAUUCCAGCUUCAUCAAUUAUAAUGUUACAUAUAACUGAUUCUAAAAAAUUACUAGGUGAUAUUUCAAUUACAUUUUUGUUUCUUUUACAAUCAAUCAUUCAAACAAAAGUUAAUAUCGUUAAUAAAUUCGAUAUGAUUAUAAGAUUAAAAGAAUGUAAGAUUCAUGAUUUAUUAGCAUUAAUGAAAAAUUUAAAUAAUGAUGAAUUAAUCACUGAAAUUGAAAAAUAUCAAAAAAUGGAAAAUAUCAUUUAUCAAGAAAAAUCUCCCAAAGAUGCUCUAUUGAAAAAUAUAUCUUAUGGCUCACAAUUACAACAAUUAAUUACUCAAACGAGGGACACUCAAUUAGAAACUCCUAUAAUGAUGAUAUUAGAUUCACUUUUAAAAAUUAUUCAAUCAAGAACAACAAAAGAAUCAGGUGAAAUUAUAAAGACAUCUAAAGUUAUCUUAGAUAAUUUAUUAGAUAGCAUUUUUAAUAAUAAACUUACCUCAGGAUCUUCAUCUACUUCACUUUCAACUUCAGACACAGCAAGUAUUAUGAAUAAUUCAGUCACUGAAUUUUUAGAUUCUUUAUAUUCAGAUGAUGUUGCAAGAAGAGCAAUGGAUGAAAUGAAGCAACUGCAAAAGGAAUUGGCUACUUUAAGAGAACAAAUUGUUUCAACUGAAGAUAAAGAAGAUACAGAUAUCAACAAAUUAUAUAUUAAAAUUGACAAGUUAAAGGAAGAAACUGGCCAAAAAGAUAUUGAAAUUAUUAAAUUACAAGAUAAACUUCAUAUCACUGAAUUUAAACGGAAAGAAUUACAAAAAAAUUAUGAUCAGUUAUUAAGUCAUUCUAAGUUUGAAACUAAUUUAACAUUAGAAAGAUCAUCAUCCAUAUUUGAAAAUUUAAAGAGUCCAAUCACACCGGAUUUAUUUAGAAAUCCUAGCAAUAAUAAUUCAUUGGGAGGCUCUAAGAAACAAAAACCAUUAUCAAUAAGCAAAAGUAAAAGAGUAUCUUCUUUAACUGCAUUUUUAAAUACUGAACUAUGUUCUCCCCUAGGAAAUAAUAAUAUCCAUGAUGGAAACUUAUUACCAGAUGAAAUGGAGACGAUUCAAGAAUUAGAUAAUGAAAUUAAUACACCAAUAAAGCAAAAGAGCAAGCCGUAUUCUUUAUCAAUGGCAACUAGUUUUACUCCAGUACCUCCUCCCCCACCACUACCAAAUAUUCUCCAGACUAUCUCUACUGAAAGUUUCGAGAGCAUAGACAGUCAGCUUUCAUCACCAACCUCAGCUAUACAAACACCAGUACCUCCUCCUCCACCUCCACCUCCUCCACCCCCUCCCUUACCUGCUAUACUCAAUGCCAGUAAACCUAAUGAUAUUCUAAAUGCUGAUUCUUCUGACACUACUGUCCAAGCUAAUUCAGCACCACCUCCACCUCCACCUCCACCUCCACCCCCUCCUCCUCCUUUACCAUUCGUUAAUAAAAGUGAUAGCAAUGGUGUUGAAUUAUCUCCAUUCAAAAAAGUCCAGUCAAAUACUGCCCAAGCUUCUACAACUUCACAAACCAAAUCCUUCCUGGAUGCCCUAAUAAUAUCGCCUACAAAAAAUAUGAAACAAAUCCAUUGGGAAAAAGUAUCUAGAACUGGUGCGUCAUUAUGGGAAGAUGAUGACCAACGUUUAUCUAUUAUUAAAGAAUUAGAACACACAGGUAUCUUUUCAGAAGUCGAAGAUAUUUUCUAUUCUAAGGAUGCUGUUAUUAAACGUCGUAAUCCAAAGGACCAGACGCAAAAUAAAGUAUUAACUUUAUUACCAAGAGAAUUAGCUCAACAAUUUGGUAUAAAUCUACAUAUGUUUUCACAAAUAUCACCUCAAGAUUUAUUCGAAAAAGUUUUACAAUGUGAUAUUUCAAUUAAUCAGAACUUAAGUGUUAUUGAAUUUUUCAAUAACGAAGAUCUAACAAAUAUCCCAUCUAAUAUCUGUAGAACUUUUGAACCGUAUAGUAUUGAUUAUAAAACUCCAGGUAGUAAACCUACUAAAGAUAUUUCUGAAUUAAGCCGGGUAGAUCAUAUUUUUUUACUUUUAUGUUAUAAUCUAAGAUCGUAUUGGAAAGAAAGAUCUCAAUGUCUAUUGAUGCUUCUAACCUAUGAAAAGGAUUAUUAUGAUUUAAUGUUUAAGCUAGAAAGAUUAGAUGAAGCCAUUAAUGCUAUUAAGAAUUCCCAACGUUUGAAAAGUGUGCUGUAUAUUAUUGUUGCUAUUGGCAAUUUCAUGAAUAAGAAAGGGGUGGAUGGUAUCCGAUUAAGUUCUUUAAAUAAAUUGACAUAUAUUAAGUCAAAUAGUGAGAGUAAAGCAUCAUUUUUACAUUUCAUUGAAAGAUUAAUUCGUGUUCGAUAUCCAGAAUUAUAUUACUUCACUUCUGAUCUACGGAAAGUGGAAAAUUUAGGUAAUGUUACACUAGAUCAUCUACAAUUAGAAUAUGAUGAUUUAUCCAGCAAGAUAAACACAGUACACAGAUCAAUUCAAAAGGGCCAAUUAUCUAAUAAGAAAAAUUUACAUCCCCAAGACAAUAUCUUGGAUAAAGUGAAAUACAAAGUAAUCCGAGCUGCCAAUAAGAGAACCAUUUUGCAAGACAAGUUCACCCUAACCAACAUUGAUUUAGAGAAGUUAUUGGUAUACUUUGGAGAAGAUCCGGACGAUAUGAACAAUAAGAUUACUUUCUUUAAGAGUAUAUCUGAAUUUUUAACGUUGUUUAGAAAGUGUGCCAAGGAGAAUAUUGAAAAAGAAGAAGCUGAUAGAGUCUAUGAGCAAAGAAGACAGCUACUAGAUUCCAAGAUUCAAGCUCAAUGGGAUAGUUCAAUGGAUGAAAUUGAAGAAGACCAACAAGAUGCAGUUGACCAAUUGCUGAAGAAACUUCGUGGAGUGGAACAACCGACUACGGCGGUACGGCGAAGAAAAAGCUCUAAGAGACUGGACCAAAUGGACCAAAUACCAAGUCGUCUUUCACAAGACGACUUAUGGGAAAGAACAGCCAAUCUACGUAAGGAUCUGGAAAAGAUAUAA
This is a messenger RNA of Henningerozyma blattae CBS 6284, 4356 nucleotides long. RefSeq names its product formin BNR1 (gene BNR1). The transcript has a single exon. The record is from RefSeq and is a predicted model, not a curated record. Gene Ontology annotation, molecular function: small GTPase binding; actin binding. Gene Ontology annotation, biological process: mitotic actomyosin contractile ring assembly; actin filament bundle assembly; barbed-end actin filament capping. Lineage: Eukaryota; Fungi; Ascomycota; Saccharomycetes; Saccharomycetales; Saccharomycetaceae. Gene Ontology annotation, cellular component: cellular bud neck; cell division site; mating projection tip. The coding region runs from base 1 to 4356 and encodes 1451 amino acids.